AUGUGUCUGGGCGCAGGCGCCAAAGAAGAGUUUAACAUUGUGGCGUUGAUUACCGGAGAACCAGAUAACGGGAAGGGCAUACCCAUGGCAACCCUGCACGCCAACGGCAUGCCCACGGCAAGUUGUCCCAAUUUGUUCUGAUUUGGCAGCCUGAUUACUUGCUGUUCUUUAUCGAGGCAGAGUUGGUUUUGAUAACUGGUCGUGGGAUUUGCUAGCAACGGAGUCACCAUUAGUCGAUUCUAGUAAAAAUAUAAAUUGGAAACAGUUACCGGUGCUUAACUUUGUCCUGUACAACUGCGGAUCCUGGAUAUUACUGACCAAUUCAAUUGGCAUAUUCGCGCUGAGUUGAGGAACACAAAUGAUACAUUUUGUGGUUGUAUUCGAUGUGUAUUUAAAGUAUGAAUUUCAGCACCCUGUGGAAGGACCAGUUGUACAGGACAUGGCCUUUUCAGAAUUGCCAUUUUUACAAGUCGAGUGGUGACUCAUUGCUGCUAUUUAAAUUCCGCGACCAGUUAUCCAAACUAAACUCUGCCUCAACACAAAACAAGAGAACUGAGUUGUGUUCCUAAGUGAAUUGCUGUGCAGGUAAUUUUUCAACUGUAGGCCUACCUCUUGGCCAACCAGGCUGAUUUGAAGUAGUCUUCCCAGUGACCUAGACCUACCUGCCUAUUGAAGGUUAACCUAAAUUGGCUAAUGUGGAGGAAUGGGCCUGAGGGAGUAAUCACCAGUGGUUAUAGGCCUAUCCUAUCUGGGUGCCCAGGUCUGUCAGUUUGAAUAGCAGCACUGAUUGUAUGUAUUGAUUGUGUGUAUUGAUCUCUCCAGGUCAAUCUGUCUGGGAUAGACCUCCACCCUCCUGUAACCUUCCGGCUGAAGAGUGGCGCCGGACCUGUCUACAUCUGUGGGGAACACGUGGCCUGUAAGUAGGGGUUUAUGGAGCAGGGAUGCUCCCAAAAUGAUGCUGGUUAAAUGUAAAAAACAAGUGGCUCUAGCCUUACUGUAACGUCAUUCAGCUAAUCAAAGCCCUGAGGAGCAGCUGAGCAUUAGAAUCGGAUGUGUUGGAACAAUAUUGCGUAAUGUAUUAGGUUGGACAUCCAUAAACUACAGGCCGUUAUAAUGUGACGCUGUCGUUUUAACUCUUGUUGCUUCCCAGUGGAGGAUGACUUCUCAGGAAUGGAGAGUGGUGAUGAGAUGGAUGAUGAGGUGGAAGAGGAAGAAGAGGAGGAGGAAGAUAUUGAGUCUCCUGUGAAGCCUGCUAAGAAAACACCUGCCAAGAAUGCAAAUGCUGCAGGAAAAGUAAGGACCUGUUUUUAAAUUAUUUUUGAAUGAUUUAUAUUUGUUUUCAAAUGUUCAACAUGCAUAUGAACACUUAGAACUAUGAAAUCCACACAUCCAUCCACACACUGAUCCUUGUUUGGUCUAGUCUGCAUUAUCCUCAAAUGUUGAUGUUAUUUUAACUCUUGUCAAUUGUCAAAUCCAAACUUUGCUUAACAAUGAGAUGGUAUUGGUAAGACCACAAAUUGAUCUAGGAUCAGGCUAAUGUUCUUCCCCUCUUCCAGAGAAAGAAGCCAGAGGAAGCAGAUGAGUAA
Coregonus sp. 'balchen' is the source of this 1586-nucleotide messenger RNA. The record is from the annotation of a GenBank genome assembly. NCBI's taxonomy places the organism in Eukaryota, Metazoa, Chordata, Actinopteri, Salmoniformes, Salmonidae.